Molecule: messenger RNA, 2326 nt
Organism: Dromiciops gliroides (monito del monte)
Lineage: Eukaryota; Metazoa; Chordata; Mammalia; Microbiotheria; Microbiotheriidae
Gene: KLKB1
Product: kallikrein B1
Biological process (GO): proteolysis
Cellular component (GO): extracellular region
Molecular function (GO): serine-type endopeptidase activity; protein binding
Source: RefSeq, a predicted model, not a curated record
UUGGCAGAGGAUCAGAGUCAAUGUCAGAGGCAAGCAAAUACUGAGUGCUGUGUCACAGUCCUCUGUAUGAGGGGAGGACCAUCCAUCUUUUUAGGUGGGGAAAAGACCUAAUCCGUACCUCCAGAGCCAUCAAAACCGGCAACAUUUCAGGAUGAAUUUCCCAUGCCAAGCAGUUUAUUUCCUUUUCUUCUUGGCUACAGUGACCAGUGAGUGUGUGACUCAGUUUGAUGAAAACACCUUCUUUAAAGGAGGAGAUGUGGGUGCAGUGCAUACCCCAACUGCUGAGACCUGCCAGAGAGUGUGCACCUUCCACCCCAGGUGUAUACUGUUUAGCUUUCUACCAGCAAACUCCAUUACUGAUGAAAACAAAAGGUUUGGUUGCUUCUUAAAGGACAGCAUUACUGGAACUCUUCCAAAAAUGACUAGGACAAAUGCAAUUUCUGGGCAUUCCUUAAAAGAAUGUAUUUACCAAAGAAGUGCUUGUAUCAAGGAGAAAUAUGUAGGACUUGAUUGCGAGGGUGUGAAUUUCGACAAAAUCAAAGUGAACUCUGUUGAAGAAUGCCAAAAACAAUGUACAAACCAUCCCCUUUGCCACUUUUACACAUAUGCCACAGAGACGUUCUACAGACCGGAUUUUCGAAACACAUGUCUGCUGAAGCACAGCCCAUCAGGAAACCCCAACACCAUCAAGAUGCUCGAUGGCUUGGUGUCAGGUUACUCCCUGAGGCCCUGUGGAAUUUCUGAUAAGGGUUGCCAAAUGCAAAUUUUUCAAGAGAUGUCAUUUUCUGAUGAAGAUGUUGGCAGGGUGAUUGCUCCAGAGGCUUCAGUAUGCCGCACUAUUUGCAGCUAUCACCCAAACUGCUUAUUUUUUACAUUCUAUACAAACACAUGGCAUAUAGAAUCAGAAAGAAAUAUGUGUAUUCUUAAGACAUCAAAAAGUGGAAAACCAAGCUCUGCGAUACCACAGAACAAUGUUUACUCAGGAUAUAAUGUUCUGGACUGCAAAUAUCCUCCUGAACAAUGCCAAAGAAAAACUUAUGCUGGUAUGGACUUUGAAGGGGAUGAAUUGGAAAUUGUCUAUGUUCAAGGACUUCGGGCUUGUCAAGAAAGCUGUACAAAGAAAGUCCGCUGUCAGUUUUUCACAUAUACACCCCAUCAAGGAGAAUGCCAGGAAGACAAGUGUAAAUGUUCCUUAAAAAUAUCUUCAGAUGGUUCCCCAACUAAAAUAAUCCAUGAGACAAAAGGUAUCUCUGGUUAUUCUUUAAGACUGUGUAAAGAGACAAGCAUCUCUGUCUGCCCAAAGACAGCACUAACAGGAAGGAUUGUGGGAGGCAGUAGAUCUGUUGCACAAGAGUGGCCGUGGCAAGCUUCCUUACACGUCAAACUGAGAACACAGACUCAUGUAUGUGGAGGCUCAAUCAUCGGGAAACAGUGGGUCAUAACAGCUGCCCAUUGCUUUGAUGACCUAUCAUCACCUGAUAAUUGGAGAAUUUAUACUGGCAUUUUAAAUCAGUCAGAAAUACAGGCUGACACACCUUUCUCCAGGGCUAAAAAGAUUAUUAUCCACCCUCAAUAUGAAAUUUCAGAAACGAGACAUGAUAUUGCCUUAAUCAAGCUCGAAGUUCCCAUGAAUUUCACUGGUCUGCAAAAAUCUAUCUGCUUGCCUCUAAAAGAAGAUUCAAACAUGCCUUAUACCAACUGCUGGGUGACUGGAUGGGGCUUUAACCAGGAAAACGGUGAAAUCCAAAAUACUCUUCAGAAGGCCAGAAUUCCCCUCAUCCCCAUUGAAGAAUGCCGGGAAAAAUACAUUAAAUAUAAAGUAACCGAUCAGAUGAUAUGUGCUGGCUAUAAAGAAGGGGGUAAAGAUGCUUGUAAGGGAGAUUCAGGUGGCCCCUUGUCUUGUGAGUACAUGGGAAUAUGGCAACUAGUUGGCAUCACCAGCUGGGGAGAUGGUUGUGCUAAAAAGGAUCACCCGGGUGUUUACACCAAAGUGAAUACAUAUCUGGACUGGAUUUUAGAGGUCACGCAAAACAUGCCUUGAUGAAGCUGGCUGCUUGUGAAUGGAACACUGAAGUGGCUUACAGUCAAGAAUAGCAGAUGAUGAACCAAGAGGUCUGGAUAAUCCACAGAGAAACAAUCAGAAAUGGAAGGCUCAAGAGUUGGUUUUGGGAAUGAGUAACUCUGGCAAAAACAAACAGGAAUCUCAGAGGCUACAAUAAAUCAAAACAAGAUGCCGCUAUCUCAGCCUGUAAUUGACAUCUGGAACUUUGACCUAUGUUGUUUUUCAAUUUAAAAAAAAAAUAAAGACAUGACUUGUAUUCUUUUA